UCACCCACACACGCCAGAAAUGAAAGUAAAAGUGCUUCAGUCAAAACAAGUAGAGACGAAUUAGAGCAAGCAAGCAAGAGGUAAAACCACGAAGAUGCCAGUUGUCUUUAGUGGAUGGAAGACCUACUGUGACAAAGCAAAGCAGCUACAACCAGGCCAGGCACCUAAAACCAGCCAUGACUACACCAUGUACCACGGGACUCUCAAGAGCAAUGCUUCAGCCAUCAUAUCAUCAGGAUUCAAACCCUCAUCAGGAGGAACUCUGGGACCUGGAGUCUACUGCAGUCGAGACAUUAAAAAAGCCAUGAGCUAUCCAGCAUUUUGUGCCCCCGAUGACAGAGUGGUGUUCAAGCUGCGGGUCAGAGUGGGCAAAGUCAAGAGGAUCGAUAGCCAGUGUUUACACCUGCAAACCACAUGGCAUCAGAAUGGAUACGACACAGCCUGGCUGCCCGGCUCUGCCCUCAACUACGAGGAAGACUGUGUGUGGGACCCGAAGCGCGUCACUGUGGUGGGAAUAGCACACUGCACAGACUCCAGCACCAAGAGCUCCCUGGAGGGUCUCAUAAAGCAGCACGGAGGUGGAAAAGGACCGGGAAGGUCUGAAAGAGCAGGGAAUCAGUGCAAGACGUGUGGGAUUCAAACAAAACAGCCGCACGCUGAGGGGAAAUGUUGGACGUGUAAAGCAAAUAUUUGCUAUUUUAUGGAAAAGCAUGUAUGUCCGAUGAAGUAAUUACUCACAUAACUGUUGAAAAUAGAAUUAAAAUGAUGUAAAACAUAAAGUUAAAAAUAAAGUAAUGAAUGUUGUUUUUUUGGAUCAGACAGUCCUCUUGAGAAUGAGGAUUAAACAU
Trichomycterus rosablanca is the source of this 848-nucleotide messenger RNA. RefSeq lists its product as uncharacterized. Bases 95 to 730 code for a protein of 211 amino acids. Gene Ontology annotation, molecular function: NAD+ poly-ADP-ribosyltransferase activity. Lineage: Eukaryota; Metazoa; Chordata; Actinopteri; Siluriformes; Trichomycteridae. Gene Ontology annotation, cellular component: cytoplasm. The record is from RefSeq and is a predicted model, not a curated record. The transcript has 2 exons.